AUGAAAGCAGUCGUCGUCCUCACAUGUCUGUCAGCGCUCCACUGUUUAAGUGUCUGCGUGGCCUCCGAGUUAUCUUUCCUCCAAGAGCCCAGCGAUGUGAUUGCCGUGAGGGAUCGCCCGCUGCUGCUCGACUGUCGGGUUCAGGGCGAGGAGCCGGUCAUGGUCACAUGGCGUAAAAACGGGGUUCCUCUGCCCACCAGCCCGCGGGUUCAGGUGCUGGAAAACGGAACGCUGUUGAUCCAGAAGUUUCAGAAACGCAGAGAGGGUGGCGAUGCUGAUGUAGGCGAAUACGACUGCGCGGUCCAGAAUCGAUACGGGCUGCUGGUUAGCCGAAAGGCUAAAGUUGUCCUAGCAUCUCUUCCAAAGUUCCACACCCACCCAGGGUCCAUGUCGGUGGGCGAGGGAGGCGUUGCUCGCUUCCAGUGUCAGAUCAACGGAGUACCUGAGGCCAACAUCACCUGGGAGAAAGACAGAGUAGCACUGAAUACUAUUGACAGCAGGUAUACCCUCCUUCCGAUGGGCAUCCUCCAGGUGACCGGGCUGAGGAAAGUGGACGCAGGAGUUUUCCGCUGCGUUGCAUCCAACAUUGCCAACACUCGCUACAGCAAUGAGGCAAUGCUCAACGUCACCGGUGGAACUCCCAGAACCUACAAGGAGCCAGUCAUCCUGUCUGGACCCCAAAAUCUGACCAUUACUGUCCAUCAGACAGCCAUCUUGGAGUGUAUUGCCACAGGAAACCCACGGCCCAUUGUUUCCUGGAGCAGACUCGAUGGACGCUCAAUUGGGGUGGAGGGAAUCCAGGUGUUGGGGACGGGGAACCUUAUGAUCUCAGACGUAUCCCUCCAGCACUCAGGAGUGUAUGUUUGUGCUGCCAAUCGACCCGGUACCAGGAUGAGACGAACGGCAUUUGGACGGCUCGUGGUCCAAGCUCCUCCGGAGUUUGUGCAGUGGCCCCAGUCUGUCUCCAGGCCAGCAGGGGGCAGCGCUGUGUUCACCUGUGUGGCCCAAGGCGUCCCCGACCCUCACCUCAUCUGGCUGAAGAACGGCAAGGUCCUGACGCCUGGACACAACGUCAAGCUCACCAAUAACAACAGCACUCUGGCUCUGACUCGGAUCGGUUCGGACGACGAGGCCAUCUACCAAUGCAUCGCCGAGAACAGCGCAGGCACCAACCAGGCCAGCGCCCGCCUGGCACUGACCGAGGGGAAGGACUUACCCGCUGCCCCUGAAGGCCUCACAGCUACAGCUCUGUCCACCAACAGCCUGCAGAUCACAUGGAGCCAUCCACCUACCAGCUCCACCGACUCCAUCAUCGGAUACGUCCUGCACAUCCGGAGGACAGGGGAGCCUGACAACAUGGAGCUGCAGGAGGCCAUCAGUAAAGGCACCUUUCAACACGACGUGACCAACCUGGAACCAGCAACCACCUACCUGCUCUACCUGAAGGCCUAUUCUGCCCUGGGAGCCAGCCAGCAGUCCAGCAGCGCACUGGCCACCACACUGGGAGGCGUUCCGACGGCUCCCACCUACUUCACCAAGGUGCUGAACUCCAGCUCCGUGCAGGUCCUGUGGGAGCUGCCCAGUAAACCCGGCAGGGUGGAGGGUUUCAGGCUGUCCUACCGCAGGGUCCCCCAGGCCGACUUCCAGGGGCCCAUCACGCUGCCCUGCAGCGCCAACGCACACACCAUCUCCAACCUGGAACCAGGUGCGGUGUAUGAAAUUCAACUAGUGGCUUACAACGGAAACGGAGAGAGCGACUGCUCCAAGAGACUGGUGUCACUGGCAGAGCAAGGCAAGAGCGACCCGAUCACAGGAGGAAAUAGUCUUUGUCAGUGCAGGGACUCUGAAGCCUCUCUGGGCAGCAUCGUUAUUGGCAUCCAUAUUGGCACCGCCUGCAUCAUCUUCUGCGUUCUGUUCCUCAUGUUUGGAUACCGUCGCAGUUUGUUUUGCAGUAAAGGGACUCAGGAUAACUGGUCUCCCCCAAGAAUGGACACAGAACACAAUGGACACCCUAAAGACAGAACAAACUGUUCCAGGAUGGAGUCGGAGCAGGUGGUCUGUCCGACGCGUUGCCAGGUCAUCAUUGAGCAGCAUUCAUCAGGUUUGCCUGGCUCGGGCACCGGCUGA
Molecule: messenger RNA, 2127 nt
Organism: Cololabis saira (Pacific saury)
Lineage: Eukaryota; Metazoa; Chordata; Actinopteri; Beloniformes; Belonidae
Product: immunoglobulin superfamily DCC subclass member 3-like
Exons: 14
Coding region: 1-2127 (708 amino acids)
Biological process (GO): axon guidance; cell-cell adhesion
Cellular component (GO): plasma membrane; axon
Molecular function (GO): protein binding
Source: RefSeq, a predicted model, not a curated record